UUGGAAAGAGGAGGCGCUCGCUGACCAGGAGAGGAGCUCCAGUUUUGAUGAAGAGGAUCCAGAACCUCUGCAGAUUAAAGAGGAGAAGGUUGAGUUUGGACAUCUGCAGAUAAAAGAGGAAGAUAUGGAGCUCCUCGUCAGUCAAGAUGAAGAGCAGCUUGAGCUGAAGGAGGAGUCUGACACCUUCAUGGUGACGCCUACUGAUGAGGAAAGCUUUCACACCGAACCAGAACCAAACUGGUACCCGCUUGACUCUCAGGACUCCCCUGAAAGUGACAACCAGGAUCAGGAAGGAAGCAUUUCAGAAGACUGGGGGUCAAAGAGUGAUGAAGAGCAAAUGCUAAAUGAGCAGGAUCAGGAAACGAGACAAUAUAAUCAGUAUUCUAAGAACUCAAAUCAAGAAGGGCACAGUGCUCACAAAGAAAAGAAACAAUAUUCUUGCAAAAUGUGUGAUAAAAGCUUUUCCCAGAAUAAUAACCUAACGAUACACAUGAGAAGUCACACCGGGGAGAGGCCUUUCUCGUGCGAGACAUGUGGCAAAGGUUUUACAACAAAAUCGAAUUUAACCCUUCACUUGAGAACUCACACAGGUGAGAAGCCUUUUCCGUGCAUGACCUGUGGAAAAAGCUUCAGUCUAAAAUGUAUUCUAACUGAGCACAUCAGAACUCACACCGGUGAGAAACCCUUCCCAUGUCUGGCCUGUGAGAAAAGUUUCCCAUCCAAAAACCAUUUGAAUAAGCAUUUGAGAAUUCACACUGGUGAGAGGCCAUUCUCGUGUAUCACCUGUGGGAAAAGGUUCAGUCUGAAGUGUAAUUUAACUGAACAUAUGAGGACUCACACUGGUGAGAAGCCUUUUCAGUGUUUGGCUUGUGACAAAAGUUUUAACUCUAAAAACCAUUUGAAUAAACACCUGAGAGUCCACACAGGUGAGAGGCCUUUCUCCUGUGUGAUCUGUGGAAAAAGGUUCGCUCAGAAAAGUUGUUUAACGGAUCACAUGAGAACUCACACGGGGGAGAAACCUUUUCUUUGUGAUAUGUGUCAGAAAGCCUUCAGCCUGAGGAGUAGCUUGAAUAACCACAUGAGAACCCAUACAGGUGACAAGCCUUUCUCAUGUGACACCUGUGAAAGAACGUUCACGUUAAAGAGUCGUCUGAAUAGACACAUGAGGUCUCACACAGGGGAGAAACCGUUUACAUGUAAUGCAUGUACUAAAACCUACAGCCUAAAGAGUAGUUUGACCAAACACAUGAAGACUCACAUCUGCUAGGAGCAUUUCUUCUGUAGGCCUAUACAGUGUAGAGAUAAAGAUGUUAGUAACCACUAACAUGAAAGCUCAUAUUUUAAUGUGAUAUGGAAAUAGUGACUGUUCACUAUGACUGGACUUAAACUUUAUUAUUAAAUUUUGUGGUGCCGUUGUGAUAAUUAUAAAAGUGACAAGAACUAUUUAUUACAUCUUUUUUAGGUAACUUUAUGACUACGACUGCUCUUGAAAAACAUUCCCAUUUGUAAUGCGCUUCUUUAGGAAAAAUACUAGUUUUGUAAAGAAGUCUAAUUUAUAUCACUUCUUGAAUAUUCAAAUGUAAUGAUAUUUAUUGAUGUUUUUGUUGAACAACCAGUGGAGAAAAUAGUAAAACUAUCAACUCUGAUAAUAAUGACUCUUCUAGGGAUUUUUAAAUAUCACUAAUUGGAGUUCAUAAUAGCAACAAUAAAUCAAAAUUCUUAUGUAGUGUUCACUUUAAAUUUUGCAAAUAAGAAUGUGCAAUGUGAGUUUUACUACUUCCUUGUAUAUAAUGGGGACAUAAAGCUAAUUAUUAAAUAAUCUAAAGUCAAAUAAGGCCAAUGGAUUAAGAAAAAACAGAUCAAAAUAGUUGUCAUUUCUUCCAAAGGCAAAAUUAUUGCCAAAUCCUCAGUCUGUUCAGUAUUAUUAAACACAUUAAGCUCAGGGGAUUUACAUAUAAAUUAUUUCUCAUAAAAUCAAAUGUUGGUAUGUUUUUUUUUUCACUUUUUCAAUUCAAAUUCAAAAGAUACUUUAUUGAUCCCAAAUAGAAAUUAGAUGUUGCUGCAAUUCAUCAAUUAAAGGUUCUUCAAAAAAUUAUUGUACAUUUUUAUACAUCCAUUUGGGUCUCUACUGAUUCUAGAAAGACUCCACGUGUUUAAAAAAGAACAAAGAGUUAAUAUUUUUUGGUGUCUAGACAGCAAACAGUUUCAAAAACCUUUUGUAAUAUAAUGUUACAUAGCAACAGGCAUUGCCUUGUUACAAAGCUCGAGCAUGUUUGGUCAGCUGGUUUUGCUGUAUGUGCUGUACAAUGGCUGCUGGAAAAGGCAAGAGGCCCUAAAACAGCUCAUUCUGAAAGGAGCUCAAAAUAGUCAGAACUGACUAAAUCUGUGUCUGAGAAUUAUUCUGGGUGAAAAAUGUUAUGAAGGUGUUUUGUGUAGCCCACAGUCCUAACUCAUUCAAGGAACCAUAACAACCAUAACACCAUAACAAUUAAGAUGGCCUUCCUGCUCCUCCUCUUACAGAUUAUAGAUUUCCUUCCCAAAAAUCAGUUGCAGUGAAAAGCCACCAUGUUUGUGUUUGUCUUUUCAUUCAUUGCAAAUAUUGACUCCAGACGAUGAGUUGUCCAUUCAGCUACUGCAGAAAUAAAAAAUAUAUAUAUCA
Molecule: messenger RNA, 2659 nt
Organism: Poeciliopsis prolifica (blackstripe livebearer)
Lineage: Eukaryota; Metazoa; Chordata; Actinopteri; Cyprinodontiformes; Poeciliidae
Product: gastrula zinc finger protein XlCGF8.2DB-like
Exons: 1
Coding region: 125-1267 (380 amino acids)
Biological process (GO): regulation of transcription by RNA polymerase II
Molecular function (GO): RNA polymerase II cis-regulatory region sequence-specific DNA binding; DNA-binding transcription factor activity, RNA polymerase II-specific
Source: RefSeq, a predicted model, not a curated record